UCCUAGUGAUGCCAAAGUAGUUUCAAGUGUUACUUCGGAGCAUACUGCGUAAGUGCUGCUGAAGAACAUAUGACGAGGGUCCCGAAAGGUGGCCAUGUACAGUGUGCCGUUGUCACGUUCGCAGCUUUCCGCGAGUCUUCAGUUGCAUAGUGACGUCCAGAACACACAUUAAUCUAGAGGUCAUAUUGCUCUAGGGUUGGCAUCUACGUAGCCUUAGUUUAGUCCGUGUGAAACGUUAGAGGGAGCCAGUCUGUGUGGCUGGUCUUCCGAGGCCCACUUGCUCGUAGCAACACCCUCGUUUUCCAUAUUUUUUUCUCGCUCGUGAAGACCAGUUUUUUUUUUUAUUGGGUGUUAGCGCCGCGACGCAACUGUGGCUAUGAGCGACGUACAGAUGUGGACAGACGGAGAGAGGAUAGCAGGAAGGAGUGGGGGACAGUGGGGUUAGUAUGCGUCCUGGGCCGACUUCAGGGGGAACUGUGCCGACAUUCGUCUGGAAAGUCUUCGGAAAACCCAGGGAAAACCUCAGAUAGCACAGCCGGCGGUAGGAUUCGAACCCACCACCUCCCAGUCUUCAGCACGACCUUGGUUACCACCAACGAGCGGACGCCUUAGCCCACUCGGCCAUGCCGCUGGUCGUGAAGACCUGUACACGAUUUCUUCGUUUUUUUUUUAAUUGCGCUUUUCUUCGAAUGCCGUCCAUGUCAGCGGUUAGGGAUGUAAAACAGUUUGUCGAAGGUAAGAAAAAAAGAAAAACUGUCAAAAGACGCUGAUCCGUCCUCAAGUCACCAGGCAACAUGGGUACAAUUUGUCUGCCUGUUGGAGGCUAAUGGUCCACAGUGGGAUUCCAAGUCCCCUGCUGACCGGAGAAGAUGCACGUUUUGAUGACAUAGGCUACAAUGUCUACACCGUUAUGUGUUCCUAAUCUGAACCCGCCCCAAGACCGCCGCUGUGCCGAUGAGAGCCGACAAGCUCAAAGCCGCCGUCUCCCAUCAGAUCGGCGUUCCAAUGACCGCCGUGGAGGGAGACAAAGUACUUCAUGCCUGCACUUUGUCUAGCUGGGUGGGGGCAGUACUAUUUUUGAAGCAUGAUACAGGCAAGCUUGUCUGUCCUGUAGGUGGCCAUACAAAGACCACCUGAAUCAAGUGUGCCGAAACAUGCAACAUUGUCAUUGGUAAUGUGUAGAGAAGUGUUAGGAUAUACGUUGCGGCGCAUUCUAAAAAUAUGUAUUUUGCUCAAACAUCCUGGCUGUAGUCAUCAGCCUUUAUAACUUCCAAACGGCACGUGUUCAAACUGGGAAGUAUUAUUCUAAUACAAAUGUCGUAUUUCUUUCUCGAUGAGAAACAGCGUCUACGCAAGGUUUCGUCAAGAACCUCCCACUGGCACCUCUUCGGUCUCAACUUGAAACCCAUUCAGACGUAGCUGACCUUCUGAGAAACAGACAGCGCUGAGGAAAAAGCAAGAGAUACUUGUGUCUGCGAGUCAUCACGUGCAAGGCCCUUUGGGAUCGCAACUGCAAGAAAUGCAGCUCUCUCCAAAGAUCAGUGGUCAGCCCGUGAGAGUGAAAUCAGAACCACCUGAUGUUGCAUGCCUGCCAAAACAGGGCCAGGUACAUCAACAACACAGUGGCGAGCAUCCUUCAGGAGGUGAUGCUUAUGGAGUGACGGCUGACAUGCAUCACAUCAAAGGAGAACCUCGAGAGGAAUCUUCAAAUGAAGAUCCAAUUAUGGAAGUCAAGACAGAGCCUUACAACAUUGCAAUCUCAACAGAACAGGACCAGGUGGGACACAGCUGUCAAUCAACAUCAGAAGGCAUCACAGCUGGGAUGUGUGACAUUAAAGAAGAACCAAAAGAGGAAUCUUCGAGUGAACAUCCAAUCAUAGAAGUCAAGACAGAGCCUUAUAACAUUGCAGUCUUGACUGGACAGGACCAAAUGGAAGACAACUGUCAAUCAACAUCAGAAGGAGCAAGAGAAAGCGCUGCUUUGCUCCAUGUAAAGGACCAGCCGGUUUUCAGCCGGAGAGGGGACCUCCAGCGUCACAAGCGGGCACACACAGGAGAAAAGCCAUACAAGUGUAAUGUCUGCACUGCGGAGUUCAGAAAGAGAGGGCACUUACAAAAUCACGAGCGGACACACACUGGAGAGAAGCCAUACAAGUGUGACGUUUGCCCUGCAGAGUUCAGCCAGGGAGGGCACUUACAAAGUCACAAGCGGACACACACUGGAGAGAAGCCAUACAAGUGUGACGUUUGCCCUGCGGAGUUCAGCUGGAGUCGGUGCCUCCAGGAGCACAAGCGGAUACACACGGGCGAGAAGCCAUACAAGUGCGAUGUCUGCCCUGCUGAGUUCAGCCAGAGUGGGCACUUACAGCAUCACAGACGGACACACACUGGAGAGAAGCCAUACAAAUGUGAUCUUUGCCCUGCGGAGUUCAGCCGGAGGGGGUCCCUACAGGAGCACAAGCGGACACACACGGGCGAGAAGCCAUACAAGUGCAAUGUCUGCCCUGCGGAGUUCAGCCAGAGAGGGCACUUACAGCAUCACAAGCAGACACACACUGGAGAGAAGCCAUACAAGUGCAAUCUCUGCCCUGCAGUUUUCAGCCGGAGAGGGGUCCUUGAGCGUCACAAGCGGGCACACACAGGAGAAAAGCCAUACAAGUGUAAUGUCUGCACUGCGGAGUUCAGCCAGGGAGCGCACUUACAGCAUCACAAGCGGACACACACUGGAGAGAAGCCAUAUAAGUGUGAUGUUUGCCCUUCGAAGUUCAGCCGGAGUGGGUACUUACAGCAUCACAAGCGGACACACACUGGAGAGAAGCCAUACAAGUGCGAUGUCUGCCCUGCGGAGUUCAGCCAGAGUGGGAACUUACAGCGUCACAGACAGACACACACUGGAGAGAAGAGCACAAGCGGACACACGGGCGAGAAGCCAUACAAGUGCAAUGUCUGCCCUGCGGAGUUCAGCCAGAGAGGGCACUUACCGCAUCACAAGCAGACACACACUGGAGAGAAGCCACACAAGUGCAAUCUCUGCCCUGCGGUUUUCAGCCGGAGAGGGGACGUCGAGCGUCACAAGCGGGCACACACAGGAGAAAAGCCAUACAAGUGUAAUGUCUGCACUGCGGAGUUCAGCCAGGGAGCGCACUUACAGCAUCACAAGCGGACACACACUGGAGAGAAGCCAUACAAGUGCAAUCUCUGCCCUGCGGUUUUCAGCCGGAGAGGGGUCGUCGAGCGUCACAAGCGGCCAGGGAGCGGCACUUACAGCAUCACAAGCGGACACACACUGGAGAGAAGCCAUACAAGUGCGAUGUCUGCCUUGCGGGGUUCAGCCAGAGUGGGCACUUACAGCGUCACAGACAGACACACACUGGAGAGAAGCCAUAGAAAUGUGAUCUUUGCCCUGCAGAGUUCAGCCGGAGGGGGUACCUACUGGAGCACAAGCGGACUCACGGGCGAGAAGCCAUACAAGUGCAAUGUCUGCCCUGCGGAGUUCAGCCAGAGAGGGCACUUACCGCAUCACAAGCAGACACACACUGGAGAGAAGCCAUACAAGUGCAAUCUCUGCCCUGCGGUUUUCAGCCGGAGAGGGGACGUCGAGCGUCACAAGCCAGCACACACAGGAGAAAAGCCAUACAAGUGUAAUGUCUGCACUGCGGAGUUCAGCCAGGGAGCGCACUUACAGCAUCACAAGCGGACACACACUGGAGAGAAGCCAUACAAGUGCAAUCUCUGCCCUGCGGUUUUCAGCCGGAGAGGGGUCGUCGAGCGUCACAAGCGGGCACACACAGGAGAAAAGCCAUACAAGUGUAAUGUCUGCACUGCGGAGUUCAGCCAGGGAGCGCACUUACAGCAUCACAAGCGGACACACACUGGAGAGAAGCCAUACAAGUGCGAUGUCUGCCUUGCGGGGUUCAGCCAGAGUGGGCACUUACAGCGUCACAGACAGACACACACUGGAGAGAAGCCAUAGAAAUGUGAUCUUUGCCCUGCGGAGUUCAGCCGGAGGGGGUACCUACUGGAGCACAAGCGGACUCACGGGCGAGAAGCCAUACAAGUGCAAUGUCUGCCCUGCGGAGUUCAGCCAGAGAGGGCACUUACCGCAUCACAAGCAGACACACACUGGAGAGAAGCCAUACAAGUGCAAUCUCUGCCCUGCGGUUUUCAGCCGGAGAGGGGACGUCGAGCGUCACAAGCCAGCACACACAGGAGAAAAGCCAUACAAGUGUAAUGUCUGCACUGCGGAGUUCAGCCAGGGAGCGCACUUACAGCAUCACAAGUGGACACACACUGGAGAGAAGCCAUAUAAGUGUGAUGUUUGUCCUGCGGAGUGCAGCCGGAGUGCGUACCAUCAGGAGCACAAGCGGACACACACGGGCGAGAAGCCAUGCUAGUGCUAUGUCUGCCCUGCGGAGUUCAGCCAGAGAGGGCACUUACAGCAUCACAGACAGACACACACUGGAGAGAAGCCAUACAACUGUGAUCUUUGCCCUGCGGAGUUCAGCCGGAGCGGGUACCUACAGGAGCACAAGCGGACACACACGGGCCAGAAGCCAUGCUAGUGCUAUGUGUGCCCUGCGGAGUUCAGCCAGAGUAGGAGCUUAGAACAGCACAGGGGUGAUGCACACGGGGGAGAAGCCUUACAAGUGCGAUGUCUGCCCUGCAGAGUUCAGCCAGAGGACGAACCUACAGCAACACAAGCGGACACAUCCGGGCAAAAUUCCAUACAAGUGUGAUGUCUGCCCUGCGGAGUUCAGCCAGAGAGGGCACUUACAGCAUCACAAGCACCUAAGGUAUCACAAGCUGACACGCACGGACGAGAAGCCAUACAAGUGUGAUGUUCGCCCCUGCGGAGUUCAUCCACAGCAGGAGCCUACCGCUACACAGGUGACACGGCCGAGAAGCCAUACAAGUGUGAUAAUCUGCCCUGUGGAGUUCAGCCAGAGCGAGCACCUAAGGUAUCACAAGCCGACAUGCAGGGACGAGAAGCCAUACAUGUGUGAUGUUUGCCCCUGCAAAGUUCAUCCACAGCAGGAGCCUACCGCUACACAGGUGACACGGGCGAGAAGCCAUACAAGUGUGAUAUCUGCCCUGUGGAGUUCAGCCAGAGCGAGCACCUAAGGUAUCACAAGCCGACACGCACGGACGAGAAGCCAUACAUGUGUGAUGUUCGCCCCUGCAAAGUUCAUCCACAGCAGGAGCCUACCGCUACAGAGGUGACACGGGCGAGAAGCCAUACUAGUGCGAUGUCUGCCCUGUGGAGUUCAGCCAGAGCGAGCACCUAAGGUAUCACAAGCCGACACGCACGGACGAGAAGCCAUACAAGUGUGAUGUUUGCCCCUGCGGAGUUCAUCCACAGCAGGAGCCUACCGCUACACAGGUGACACGGGCGAGAAGCCAUACAAGUGUGAUAUCUGCCCUGUGGUGUUCAGCCAGAGCGAGCACCUAAGGUAUCACAAGCCGACACGCACGGACGAGAAGCCAUACAAGUGUGAUAUCUGCCCUGUGGAGUUCAGCCAGAGCGAGCACCUAAGGUAUCACAAGCCGACACGCACGGACGAGAAGCCAUAUAUGUGUGAUGUUCGCCCCUGCAAAGUUCAUCCACAGCAGGAGCCUACCGCUACACAGGUGACACGGGCGAGAAGCCAUACUAGUGCGAUGUCUGCCCUGUGGACUUCAGCCAGGGCGAGCAUCUAAGGUAUCACAAGCCCACACACAUGGACGAGAAGCCAUACAUGUGUGAUGUUCGCCCCUGCAAAGUUCAUCCACAGCAGGAGCCUACCGCUACACAGGUGACACGGGCGAGAAGCCGUACUAGUGCGAUGUCUGCCCUGUGGAGUUCAGCCAGAGCGAGUACCUAAGGUAUCACAAGCCGACACGCACGGACGAGAAGCCAUACAAGUGUGAUAUUCGCCCCUGCAAAGUUCAUCCACAGCAGGAGCCUACCGCUACACAGGUGACACGGGCGAGAAGCCGUACUAGUGCGAUGUCUGCCCUGUGGAGUUCAGCCAGAGCGAGCACCUAAGGUAUCACAAACGGACACACACUGGAGAGAAGCCAUACAAGUGUGAUCUUUGCCCUGCGGAGUUUAGCCGGAGUAGGAGCUUAGAACAGCACAGGGGUGACGCACACGGGGGAGAAGCCUUACAAGUGCGAUGUCUGCCCUGCAGAGUUCAGCGAGAGGAGGAACCUACAGCAACACAAGCGGACACAUCCGUGCAAAACUCCAUACAAGUGCGAUGUCUGCCCUGCGGAGUUCAGCCAGAGCGAGCACCUAAGGUAUCACAAGCCGACACGCACGGGUGAGAAGCCAUACAAGUGUGAUGUUCGCCCCUGCGGAGUUCAUCCACAACAGGAGCCUACCGCUACACAGGUGACACGGGCGAGAAGCAAUACAAGUGUGAUGUCUGCCCUGCAGAGUUCCGCCAGAGAGGGCACUUACAGCAUCACAGACAGACACACACUGGAGAGAAGCCAUACAACUGUGAUCUUUGCCCUGCAGAGUUCAGCCGGAGCGGGUACCUACAGUAGCACAAGCGGACACACACGGGCCAGAAGCCAUGCUAGUGCUAUGUCUGCCCUGCGCAGUUCAGCCAGAGUAGGAGCUUAGAACAGCACAGGGGUGAUGCACACGGGGGAGAAGUCUGCCCUGCAGAGUUCAGCCAGAGGACGAACCUACAGCAACACAAGCAGACACAUCCGUGCAAAACUCCAUACAAGUGUGAUAAUCUGCCCUGUGGAGUUCAGCCAGAGCGAGCACCUAAGGUAUCACAAGCCGACAUGCAGGGACGAGAAGCCAUACAUGUGUGAUGUUUGCCCCUGCAAAGUUCAUCCACAGCAGGAGCCUACCGCUACACAGGUGACACGGGCGAGAAGCCAUACAAGUGGGAUAUCUGCCCUGUGGAGUUCAGCCAGACCCUGUGGAGUUCAGCCAGAGCGAGCACCUAAGGUAUCCACAAGCCGACACGCACAGACGAGAAGCCAUACAUGUGUGAUGUUCGCCCCUGCAAAGUUCAUCGACAACAAGAGCCUACUGCUACACAGGUGACACGAGCGAGAAGCAAUACAAGUGCGAUGUCUGCCCUGUGGAGUUUAGCCAGAGCGGGCACCUAAGGUAUCACAAGCCGACACGCAGGGACGAGAAGCCAUGCAAGUGUGAUGUUCUCCCCUGCGGAGUUCAUCCACAGCAGGAGCCUACCGCUACACAGGUGACACGAGUGAGAAGCAAUACAAGCGCGAUGUCUGCCCUGUGGAGCUUAGCCAGAGCGGGCACCUAAGGUAUCACAAGCCGACACGCACGGACGAGAUGCAAGUGUGAUGUUUGCCCCUGCGGAGUUCAUCCACAGCAGGAGCCUACAGCUACACAGGUGACACGGGCGAGAAGCCAUAUAAGUGCGAUGUCUGCCCUGUGGAGUUCAGCCAGAGAGGGCACUUACAGCAUCACAAGCAGACACACACUGGAGAGAAGCCAUACAAGUGCAAUCUCUACCCUGUGGUUUUCAGCCGGAGAGGGGACCUCAAGCGUCACAAGCGGGCACAACAGGACAAAAGCCAUACAAGUGUAAUGUCUGCACUGCAGUGUUCAGUAGGGGAGCGUACUUACAGCAUCACAAGCGGACACACACUGGAGAGAAGCCAUACAAGAGUGAUGUUCGCCCCUGCGGAGUUCAUCCACAGCAGGAGCCUACCGCUACACAGGUGACACGGUCGAGAAGCCAUACAAGUGUGAUAAUCUGCCCUGUGGAGUUCAGCCAGAGCGAGCACCUAAGGUAUCACAAGCCGACAUGCAGGGACGAGAAGCCAUACAUGUGUUAUGUUUGCCCCUGCAAAGUUCAUCCACAGCAGGAGCCUACCGCUACACAAGUGACACGGGCGAGAAGCCAUACAAGUGGGAUAUCUGCCCUGUGGAGUUCAGCCAGAGCGAGCACCUAAGGUAUCACAAGCCGACACGCACGGACGAGAAGCCAUACAUGUGUGAUGUUCGCCCCUGCAAAGUUCAUCCACAGCAGGAGCCUACCGCUACACAGGUGACAUGGGCAAGAAGCCAUACAAGUGUGAUAUCUGCCCUGUGGACUUCAGCCAGAGCGAGCACCUAAGGUAUCACAAGCUGACACGCACGGACGAGAAGCCAUACACGUGUGAUGUUCGCCCCUGCGGAGUUCAUCCACAGCAGGAGCCUACCGCUACACAGGUGGCACGGGCGAGAAGCCAUACUAGUGCGAUGUCUGCCCUGUGGAGUUCAGCCAGAGCGAGCACCUAAGGUAUCACAAGCCGACACGCAGGGACGAGAAGCCAUACAUGUGUGAUGUUUGCCCCUGCAAAGUUCAUCCACAGCAGGAGCCUACCGCUACACAGGUGACACGGGCGAGAAGCCAUACAAGUGUGAUAUCUGCCCUGUGGAGUUCAGCCAGAGCAGGCACCUAAGGUAUCACAAGCCGACACGCAGGGACGAGAAGCCAUACAUGUGUGAUGUUUGCCCCUGCAAAGUUCAUCCACAGCAGGAGCCUACCGCUACACAAGUGACACGGGCGAGAAGCCAUACAAGUGUGAUAUCUGCCCUGUGGAGUUCAGCCAGAGCGAGCACCUAAGGUAUCACAAGCCGACACGCACGGACGAGAAGCCAUACAUGUGUGAUGUUCGCCCCUGCGGAGUUCAUCCACAGCAGGAGCCUACCGCUACACAGGUGACACGGGCGAGAAGCCAUACAAGUGUGAUGUCUGCCCUGUGGAGUUCAGCCAGAGCGAGCACCUAAGGUAUCACAAGCCGACACGC
Ornithodoros turicata is the source of this 8772-nucleotide messenger RNA. Its product is annotated as zinc finger protein 271-like. NCBI's taxonomy places the organism in Eukaryota, Metazoa, Arthropoda, Arachnida, Ixodida, Argasidae. The transcript is spliced from 7 exons. The record is from RefSeq and is a predicted model, not a curated record. Gene Ontology annotation, molecular function: RNA polymerase II cis-regulatory region sequence-specific DNA binding; DNA-binding transcription repressor activity, RNA polymerase II-specific. The coding region runs from base 1520 to 3973 and encodes 817 amino acids. Gene Ontology annotation, cellular component: nucleoplasm. Gene Ontology annotation, biological process: regulation of transcription by RNA polymerase II.